CAAUCGUAUCGAUAGGCAUUGAUGCACCCAUAUUUUGUACAUCCCUACACUGUUGCAUUUGCAUAGCCAAAAAAAAUGCCAACCUAAAUAGUUGACUUUGCGUUUAUUGUAUUUCGAUUUCGAUAAAGGCGAAUACAUUUUGUGAUUCCAAUACCCGUAUCCCCCUCCCUCCUACAGCAAAGAAAACGACUCGAGAUGAGCGACGCAUGCGAACGGGAGCAGCGCAGCGAAAAGUGCGCCUCGCCGAAAACUGCAUCAGCCACGGCGUCGAUGACGUUGGCGUCAACAGCCUUGGAAUCGCAGUCACACAACACAGCAGGACAACAGCAGCAGCAAGAAAUAUCAUCCAUGGCCAGUGGCAGUACACCAUCAUCAACAGCGCCAGCUGCUGGACGACAACAACAGCAGCAACUGCUGCGUCCCAACGAGAGCGACAUGCGAGAGCUGCGCGAGAUUAUACACUUGCUGUGGGGCGACAGUGUGCGCGAAGAUGUAUUCAAGCGUUGGUCUCAAGGUUUUGAGUUUAGUGAUGUGGAGCCCUCGGCUUUGGUGCAAAAACAGGGCGGUCCUUGUGCUGUGAUAGCGCCCGUGCAGGCGUACUUGCUUAAGAUAAUUAUCAUGGAAAUGCCAGGCAUACAAUUAACAAAGCUGCCCAGUGACAAAUGCCAGAGUUUGCUCAUCGAAGCUUUGUGCAACAUAUUGAAGAACUGCCGGGCGCCGCGUUAUAAAAUUGUCACACUGCAACGGCGAUCAACCAAAGAGCGUCGCCUGACGCCGCCCACUGAUGCAAUUGAAGCGGCUGUUGAGGCGGAGGAGACAAUUGGAAUUGAUGCGGCUGGUAACGCCGCUCCAGCUGCUGCUACUGUCGCUACCAAAAACGAUGCAGCAUUGGUCACCACACGCUUGAAUUUGGAACUGACACCAGAUCAAUUUCAUGAGCGCCUGCACACGCUCCACUUUGAGCACAUUGCCGAGGUGGCUCGCUACUAUGUGGAAAACUAUAGUCAGCUAUCGAAUACGUACGGUGUGCUGUUGUUUAUGUAUUCGGUAUUCCUAACCAAGGGCACCGAGCAGGUGACAUCUGAUAUAUCGGACACAUCGGAGCCGCUGAUACACAGCACAUAUGGCUAUGGGGCACAAUCGUUGAUCAAUCUGAUGCUAACUGGACGCGCCGUUGCCCAUGUCUGGGACAAUGAGCAGGAUGUGGGCGGUCUAAAGCUGCGCGGCAUUUGUGAGCAAAGCGAUAUUGGAUUUAUAACACUAAUGGAGCAAAUGCGCUACUGUACAGUGGGCUCGUUUUUUAAGAAUCCACGCUACCCAGUUUGGGUAAUGGGCUCUGACACGCAUUUAACUGUUUUGUUUAGCAAUGAAAAGAGGCUCGUCUCGCCAGAGACACCAUCGGAGACGGGACGUCGGAUCUUUAAAUCUUACGAUCCGGAGGGCAACAAUUUCAUAUCGAGCACCUUGCUCCGUGAUGUGCUAGCCGCAUUGAAUUUGGUCAGCGAGCCGGGAUAUGUUAGUCUCAUGCAAAAGCGUUUGGAUCCAGAGAAUCUCGGCAUUAUACUUUUGAAUGCCUUCAUGGAUGAAUUCUUUCCGCUGGAGCGCCGCUCAACGCCGGACACGUUCGAGCUGCUGCACUACAAUGGCAUACCCGGCUCUAACGAUAACAACAAGGUGCGCUAUUACUGUGGCUCGGCCAUUUUGCUGGAGGGCGAUCUCAAGUCGAUUUGCACCUCAAAUCCGAUGGUCACCUGCCUGCAGACCAAGUGGCCCAACAUCGAGAUCAAUUGGCAUGAUGCACACAUGCCCUCCUUGAAUUGACGUCCUUAUUGAAAAGAUGAAAGAUGUUAAAGCAAAGGCAAAGUCAACCACAACAAAAAUAACAACAACAACACACAAAACAACAACAACAACAACAACUAGAGAGCAAAAGUAGCAGCAAAAAAAAAAAAACAAAAACUAAAACUAAAAAAAAAAACAAAAUGAUGCCAUGCACAUCUUUAUUUCAAA
Messenger RNA from Drosophila virilis, 2010 nucleotides. RefSeq names its product ubiquitin carboxyl-terminal hydrolase MINDY-3 homolog. Lineage: Eukaryota; Metazoa; Arthropoda; Insecta; Diptera; Drosophilidae. Gene Ontology annotation, biological process: protein K48-linked deubiquitination. The record is from RefSeq and is a predicted model, not a curated record. Gene Ontology annotation, molecular function: cysteine-type deubiquitinase activity; K48-linked deubiquitinase activity.